This is a messenger RNA of Penicillium alfredii, 2208 nucleotides long. Its product is annotated as putative exonuclease. Gene Ontology annotation, cellular component: nucleus. Gene Ontology annotation, molecular function: DNA binding; 5'-3' DNA exonuclease activity; metal ion binding. The record is from RefSeq and is a predicted model, not a curated record. NCBI's taxonomy places the organism in Eukaryota, Fungi, Ascomycota, Eurotiomycetes, Eurotiales, Aspergillaceae. The transcript is spliced from 3 exons. Bases 1 to 2208 code for a protein of 735 amino acids. Gene Ontology annotation, biological process: DNA recombination; mismatch repair; DNA double-strand break processing.
AUGGGCAUCAAAGGACUUCAUGGUCUUCUCAAGUCCAUCCAAAAACCAUGUCAUCUCAAGAAGUUUGACGGUCAAACCAUCGGGAUCGAUGCAUACGGAUGGCUACACCGCGGUACCGUUGCUUGUUCCGUGGAUUUGGUUCUCGACAAACCCACUCGAAAACAUAUUGAUUUCGUCUUAAAUCGAGUUCGCAUGCUGCUUUAUUUCGGGGUGACUCCGUACCUUGUAUUUGAUGGCGACAACCUACCCAGCAAGGCCGGCACAGAACAUGAUCGGCAUCAGCGGCGCCAGGAUAGCAAAGCCUUGGGGCUGGAAUUGCAGCGGAAAGGAAGGAUGCCGGAAGCAUACCAGGAGUUUCAGAAGGCCGUCGAUGUCACGCCGUACAUGGCCCGUCAAUUGAUCGAAGAGUUGAAGCAGAUGCAGGUGCAAUAUGUGGUUGCCCCGUACGAGGCCGAUGCCCAGCUGGUGUAUCUCGAGCAACAGAACAUCAUUCAUGGCAUCAUUUCCGAGGACUCGGACCUGCUAGUAUUUGGAGCGAAGCGGUUACUGUCAAAACUGGACCAACAUGGCGAAUGCAUCGAAAUCAACCGGGUGGACUUUACUGCAUGCCGUGAGGUCAGCCUGGUCGGGUGGAGCGAUGCCGACUUUCGCCGCAUGUGCAUCCUGAGUGGCUGCGAUUAUUUGGCGAGUAUUCCAAAAAUGGGGCUGAAGACCGCCUACCGCAGCAUCCGCAAGCACCGGACUGUGGAGAAGGCGCUGCGCAUGCUCCAAUUCGACGGCCAAUUUCAGGUUCCGGCCGACUACCUAGCAAACUUCCAACAGGCUGAAUUGACCUUCCUCUACCAGCGCGUCUUUUGUCCCAACGCCCAGAAGCUGGUGACAUUGACGCCCCCAGACGAUGUUGUCAAUCUCGACGAGCUGCCAUACAUUGGAGGUGAUGUGGAUCCCGAAAUUGCGGCAGGAGUUGCGCGCGGGGAGCUGGAUCCGACUACCAAAGAGCCAAUACUGGUCAAGCCGCUGGUGGCAGGUAAAUUGCCCCUUGGUGUCAAUCGUCGUCAGACAUUGGGUUCGUCUUCCGAGCUGAAGCCGCGCAAGCCGAUCAAUUCGUUCUUCACCCCGAAGCGGACUCCUCUUGCCGAGCUGGAUCCAAACAGUCUGACUCCGUCGCCGAGUCAACAGCGGCUGCUGGAGCGCAAUGCGAACAACUCUUGGCAGGCCAACUCAGCACCCUUUCGCUCGAACACGACCCGGACCACGCCUCACCGAACAUUCUCCGACCAGGGUCUCAGUCCGAUGGUCCGCAGCGUGGAACGCGACUCAUUCCUCGCCCAGACGGCCAGGUCAUCGACCCUGCAACCCACAAAGCGGCAGAGGCUGUGUUCCGAGACGGACGACGAUUCACUCCCAGUUCGUCCCAACUUUCAUAGUCGGUUCUUUGCUCGCAGCCCCGAACAACCCAGCCCGAGUGGCCCAAAAGUGGGCCGAACCAAGAAGCCGCGAAAAUCGACGCUGGAUGUUUUCUCGGAUGAGAUCGCUGAGGACAUUUUCUCUGCCAUUCCUGACCCUGCUUCCAAUACCGAUUCUAAUGAAUCUCAGCGCGAGGGCAAUUCUGACACAACUGGACUCGAUGGUGAAACUGGUUCUCCCUCCGUCUCCAAGGUAAUGGAGAGUAAGGUCUCGACUAAUGACCCGAAUGAGGGAACCGAACCCUCUCAGGAGGCGCGGGAGUCGGACUCCUCGGAAUUCAACCAGGCUCUCGAGUAUCACGUUGGCCGACAAAACUCGGACAUUCUAUCCAAAUUUGCAUUCCAUCCUGGAAACAAAUCCACCGCACGUCGCCCGGUAACAACCACAACCACAAUUCCUGUGAUUCAGCCCAGCAACAGACCCGCACCAUCAACGCCGCGGACCCCAGGUCUGAUUGGUCGCGGCAACACUCCCCAGCGGCGCCUAACGCCCUUGCAGCGCAUGGGACACGCUGCUUUGACGCGGUCUCACACUAUCAACAUCCCCAGCAAACCUCGAAGCACGGACCUUUCGAUCACCCACUCAGACGAUCCUCCUGCCAAAGCUACGUCUUUGGGUGCCCAAGGCAGUGAGGAUCACAUUGUACCCGACAGCGAGGAUGAAGAAGAUGAAGAAAUCAGCAUGCCUGGUCCCGCUGUUGCGCCAUUGGAUCUCCAGCGCUUUUCGUUCACGGCCAACUAG